Messenger RNA from Phragmites australis (common reed), 1435 nucleotides. RefSeq lists its product as uncharacterized. Bases 177 to 1250 code for a protein of 357 amino acids. The record is from RefSeq and is a predicted model, not a curated record. The transcript has a single exon. Lineage: Eukaryota; Viridiplantae; Streptophyta; Magnoliopsida; Poales; Poaceae.
CUGAGCUGACAGGGUGGCGGCAAUACGAGCAAGAGCAAGCACCCAACAAAAGCGAGCGCAAAGCUGCCCGUCCGCGCGCUUUCUUUUAAAGCGAGCGCCUCAUCCCUUUGCCUGAAGCCACCGCUCCUACUCCUCUAGCUCCAGCGAGAGUGCUGGCAAGAAAGGCAGAGAACUGAAUGCAUUGUGCUGCCGUCGCCGCCUGCAGAGCCGAGGCCAUGAAGAAGGCGGUGGCAAUGGGAGGAGGGGGAGGUGGCGGUGGCAAGGGAGGCACGGCCCCGACGGACCUGCUGGUCUGCUUCCCCGCGCGGCAGCACCUGGCGCUGAUGCCCAAGCCCAUCUGCAGCCCGUCCCGGACCACCAUGAACAAGGCGGCCGCCGCGCGCCGGCGCCAGGUGCCGGGCGCGAGCGUCGCUGGUGGCGUGAGAGCGCGCGGUAGUAGCCCGAUGUUCCGGGGCUCCAAUGCGAAGCAGACGGCGGAGGAUGACGACGAGCCGCAGUCGCCCAAGGUCACGUGCGCCGGGCAGAUCAAGGUCGGACGGCCUAAGAAGCCGCGCACGGCGGCGGCGGCGGCGGGUAAGAACGGGAAGGAGGGAGGCGGCGGAGGCAGGAGCUGGCUCACCGUGGUGGAGGAGAUCGAGCAACUGCACGGCCGGAGGAAGAAGAUGGGUUGGCUAGAGACCGUCGGGAUCAGGAGGGACGCGCUGCCGUUCCUCGGCGGCGCGCUCCGGAGCCUGCUGCUCAAGGCGCGCUGCUUCGGGUCCCUCCACGGUGCGGUGGAGUCCUCCACGGACGACGACGACGGUGCGGUGGCGAACGAAGGCGAACACGGCGCCGGCGGGAGCGCGGCGGCGAGCGUGUUCUCCAAGUGGCUCAUGGUGCUGGAAGGUGGGCAGGAGGCCCUGGAGCAAGACUCCGGAGAAGACGACGAGCGGCAGAGCAAGGAGACGGACGAGUGCUCGUCCGCGCCGCCCCCGAACGCGCUGCUGCUCAUGCGGUGCCGAUCGGCGCCGGCGAAGGGGCUGUCCAGGAGAGGGACAGGGGAGCCGCCGGCCGGUGAGGUCGAGCAAGAGAAGGGGAGCGCGGACGCCGUGCCGGGAGACGGUCACGAUAGCACAGAGGAGGACAGGGGCGAGCUGGUGUUCGUGAGCACAGCGCCGGGCUUCCUGAAGCUGUCAAUAGACAUCGCCCAGGAGACGUGGGUCGUCGGCGGCAUGGACCCCCUCGUGAGGAGCCGGAGCUGGAAGAGAUGAACCCGGCGAGGAGUAUGCUGUGGCCGGCGGUGGAACUUGUUGUACAGAUCACCUCACCGGUGUAUGUUUUCAUUCGGAUGAAAAAUAUAAACCGAAGCUACAAAAAUGCCGAGUUUGUCUUGGAAACAGAGGUUUUCCGUACAAGUUUCGCAAGAACCUGUAUAAUUUUCGCAGAAUCCCAUGAA